Triticum turgidum subsp. durum (durum wheat) is the source of this 876-nucleotide messenger RNA. Lineage: Eukaryota; Viridiplantae; Streptophyta; Magnoliopsida; Poales; Poaceae. The record is from the annotation of a GenBank genome assembly.
AUGGCCGACUACAACCGCUACGGCCACGGCCACGACCAAGGAUACGGCCAGGGCUACGGCUACGCGCCGUCGGCGCCUCCCGCGCCCACCUCCUCGCCGUACGGCAACGGCCAAGGAUACAGCCAGGGCUACGUGGCCUCGGCGCCUCCCGCGCCCACGCCUUCCUCCUCCUCCUCCUCGCCGUACGGCUACGGCUACGGCCAAGGAGGCUACCCGCCGCCGAUGGGGGGUUCCGGGGGAGCCGUGGCGUUCCCGCCGGGGACGCAUCCGGACGUGGAGCGCGCGUUCCGGGCCGUCGACCGCGACGGCAGCGGCAGCAUCGACGAGGGGGAGCUGCAGGCCGCGCUGUCCGACGCGCACCACCGCUUCAGCAUCCGCACCGUCCGCCUCCUCAUCUUCCUCUUCAGCAACGCCCAGCUCGCCUCCUCCCCGCGCUCCCGGAUGGGUAAGCAGAGCACACGCCUAUGCAGCUAUGCUCCAUCAAACAUCCACGACAAAAUCUGCAUCACUUCCGGCACUGUUUCAGUAAAAGAACAAGUACUGAUUUCUUGCUGCCUCCGAACGAUGUUUGUUGCAGGGCCAACGGAGUUCGUGACGCUAUGGAACUGCCUCGGGCAAUGGCGGGUCGUUUUCGACAGAUACGAUAGGGACCGCAGCGGAAAGAUCGAUUCCGAUGAGUUGAGAGAAGCUCUUCGCAGCCUGGGAUACGCGGUGCCGCCUUCGGUCAUUGAUCUUCUCAUAGCAAACUACAACAAUGGCGUUUCCCACCGCGGCGCCCUAGACUUCGACAACUUUGUGGAGUGCGGAAUGGUUGUGAAGGUACGUCACCGAUACCGAUCAAUCAACCACUUAAUCGAAGUUUCAAAUGUUUGCUGA